Molecule: messenger RNA, 234 nt
Organism: Prunus armeniaca (apricot)
Lineage: Eukaryota; Viridiplantae; Streptophyta; Magnoliopsida; Rosales; Rosaceae
Source: the annotation of a GenBank genome assembly
AUGAUAUAUGGGGUGAAUGAGAUGAUAACAGAGAUGGUGCUCCGGCACCUUGAAAAUCAAGGGUCUCCUGAGCUUAGUAUUUAUGGGAGAAGUCCUGGAGGGACAAUCGAGGCUGAAAAGACUUGCGUGGUGGAGCCUGAUCGGGGCAAGUGGGUAGUCAAAUCGGCAUUUGGGAUCGUGAAGCAUGGUGGUGUGACCCCCAUAAAUCUCGGUAAAUCUCGGCCACCGCCCUGA